AUCUCUAAUUUACCUUUUGAUGUCCAUUUCAUUUUCUCUCCUCUUGCGUUGAUUUUCUUAUUUCAAAAUAAAGUUUUUUGAGCUUCAAUGGGCAUCGGAGAUUUAUUACUGUUUUAUCAUUGUUUUGGGAUAAAUGUAUGGUUGACCCCUCUGGGGAAAUUCCUAUCUCAUGUGUAUCUAGUAGUUGAUUCAUUUCUGAAGAUUUUUGGAAAGUGAGUUUAGUACCUUUGACUAUAAAGAUUUUGGUGGGUUUUUGUUUUUUGUUCAAAGCACUGAGUCCAGCCUUUUAUUAUAAACCGUUUGUUUUGACUUGUUUAGUUUGGCUGAUUUGAUUAGGGAUCUUGAAUUCUGCAAUUUUUGAAUUUUUUUGGUGCUUAAGCCGACUCUAGAUCAGUAUCACUCAGCUCCGUAGUCACCGUCAGUUAUAUUUUUGCAAUGGAACAAGAGAGAAAUAUUUAGUUGACGAGUGUGCUUUGGGAUCUACUAAGCAGUAAUUUUGGCGUGGAUUAAUUACUUAAGAUAUUUUUCCUAUGAGGAUUUGUCCUGUCCAAGAACGAGGAAGAUAGCAUUGAUUUGCCUUUUUGGAAUCAUGGCUACAUUUUUGCAUGGAGAGUCGAGACGCAUGUAUUCUUGGUGGUGGGAUAGUCAUAUUAGCCCGAAGAAUUCCAAAUGGCUUCAGGAAAAUCUUACAGAUAUGGACAGAAAUAUCAAAGCAAUGAUCAAGCUCAUAGAAGAAGACGCCGAUUCCUUUGCAAGAAGAGCAGAGAUGUACUAUAAGAAACGCCCUGAGCUGAUGAAAUUGGUCGAAGAGUUCUACCGAGCAUACCGUGCCUUGGCUGAGAGAUACGAUCAUGCAACUGGUGCAUUGCGCCAAGCUCAUCGAACUAUGGCUGAAGCAUUCCCCAACCAAAUCCCACCAAUAAUGUCCGAUGAGUCUCCUUCUUCUUCCGGUGCCGAGAUUGGGCCCCACACUCCUGAAAUGGCCCCACCAAUGCGCGCACCAUUGGACCCGGAUGACUUGAAUAAGGAUGUAUUGGGUGUAUCCUCACAUUUCCAUGGUAGAAGAAGAAAUGGGGCUUUUUCCGAAGAGAGCAAUUCAAUAUCAACAAAGAAAGGGUUGAAGCAACUGAUUCCAUCUGGUGAAGGUAAAGUGAGGAAAGUCCUAAGUUUCAAAGAUGAAAAUGGAAGGGUUGAAGAGAUAGAAGACCUCAAAAACGAAAUAAGACAUUUACAAGAAGAUGUUUCUCAGUUAACAACUAAGAAUGAGAAUCUCAUGAGCUUGAUGGCAUCGGAAUCACAGCAUGCUCGAACUUUAGAAGAGACGAUCUCUAAAUUAGAAUCGAUGAAGGAAGCUGCUGCUUUUCAGUACAACCUUUCAAUAGAAAGGAUAUCUAGCUUAGAAAAUGAUAUCUCUAACACGAGAUGUGAAAUCAGUGAGGUUAAUGAUGCUAUGGUAGUGAAGUUAAACAGUGUUGAAGAACAAUGUCUUGCAAUGGAGAAGGUUAACCGAUCUCUGCAAUUGGAGCUGGAGACACAACAAAGAGAACUGGCAAAAAGAGGAAAGGAGUUGGAAGAACUCAAUACUUCAAUAGAAGUGGAGCAUAAAAAAAGGAUGCAAGUUGAAGUGGCCCUCAUGUCCUUGGAGCAAAUACAUACCCAUUCUCAAGAAGAGGCAGAAUUUUUGGUUCUCGAGAAGGAGGAUGUUAGUGAGAAGUUGAAGGAGAUGGAACUGAGUAAAGUUGGUCUUGAGGAGAAAAUUACCGAGCUGGACAAGAUAAUUGGCAACCUUCAUGAACAAAAUAUACUGUCUGGAAUCAAGAUAAAGGAAUUGCAAGAUGAAAUUAAAUUACUGAAGGAAACAAAAGGGAAACUCGAAAAUGAGUUGGGGACAUAUCUAGAGGAAAACAGAGCUCUUCUAAAAGAAGUUUGCUCCUUAAAGGAGGGUAACAAAGAUUUGGAGCAAAAGCAUCAAGGUCUAACCGAACAAAUUGAAGUAGUUUCAGAUAAAAAUGUAGUCUUAGAGAACUCUUUAUCAGAUGCAAAUGUUGAACUAGAAGGGUUAAGAGAGAAGGCAAAAGCACUGGAGGCUUCUUGUGAAACCCUCCUAGGUGAAGUCUCCACACAUGUUGUUGAAAAGGGUAUGUUGGUAUCUCAGUUAGAGUCUAUUUCGCAAAAUAUGGAGAGGGUUUCAGUGAAAAAUUUUAUCUUGGAGAACUCUUUAUCAGAUGCAAAUGUUGAACUUAAGGGUUUAAAAGCCAGAUUUGAAGAUUUGGAACAAUCCUCCGCAUCCCUUUGCGAUCAAAACUGUACUCUUCUGUCUGAAAAGAAUACUCUUGUUUCUCAGAUAGGCAACCUCGAGCACAAGUAUUUUGAGUUACAAGACCAGCAUAAACACCUGGAAAAGGAGAAAGAUUCUAGAGCUCACCAAGUUAUGGAGCUCCAAAAUUCCUUUCAACUAGAAAAACAAGAGUAUGAAACUCGCAUCUCAUCAUUGUCAAGUCAAGUGUCCUCUUUAAAUAACCAAAUCCAUCUCCGAAAGGAAGAAAUACAGGCUAAGGCAAUGGACUUCGAAAUGGAACAGCGAAAAGUCAUGAGUUCUCUUUUUCAUAUUUUCAUUUUGCAGAGAUGUUUAUGUGAAAUGAAUGAUAAGAAUUUAUUUCUUUCUGGAGAAUGCCAGAAUCUUCUGGAAGCAUCUAAACAUGCAGAGGGUCAAAUUUCCAAACUCAAAUGGAAGGAAUUCAUGCAAAAGAAAGAGAUAACAUCAUUGUCUGAGCACAAUGAUGUCAUUAAUAAAGGCAUCCAUAUGUUAUUGGAGGCAUUUAGCAUUGAUGUGAAGCAUAAUACUCAAGAUGGUUUAAGUGAUGAAGUGCUUGCGCAAUUUAUUUUGCCUGAAGUUAAAAAAUUGCUAAACUCUGUUUCAGAUGCUGCAGAGGAAAACAAAAAACUUCAGCUUGAGGUAGACGACCUUGAGAGCAAGUAUCUGACACUUCAAGAUCAGCACUCUAAUCUAGAGAGGCAAAAGGAUUCAACAGUUUGUCUAGUCAUGGAACUUGAAAGUUCCUUAAGACUUAAAGACCAAGAGCAUGAAGCUCUAGUCUUAUCCUUCUCGAGUCAGCUGGCAUCUUUGAGAAAGCAAGUCCAUCUCCUAGAAGAAGAAAUCAAGAUUAAGGAUGAGGACCUUGAAGUGGAACAGCAAAAGACUAUUAAGUCUGAUCUUGAGAAUUUUGUUUUGUGCAGAUGUUUAUGUGACAUGAAAGAUGACAACUUGAGUCUAUUUGGAGAAUGUCAGAAUCUUCUAGAAGAACUUAAAUGCAGAGAGAAAAAGAUAUCUGAACUUAUCAACGAGGACUUCAUGCAAAAGAAAGAGCUAACUUUGUUAUCAAAUCGGGUUGAGAUCCUAAGGGACAUAAUUCAUUCGUUAUUCGAUGUACUCAACAUUGAUAUGAAAAAUGGUAGCAUGGACAACUGUAUAGAGGAAGUACAUUUGCAAAUUAUUCUGGAUGAAGCUCGGAACUUGCUGAGUUCUGUUUCAGAUGCUCGAGAUGAAAAUCAAUGCCUUCACCUUGAGGUAGUCAACCUUGAGAGCAAGUAUCUGACACUCCAAGAUCAGCACUCUAAUCUAGAGAGGGAGAAAAAUUCAACAGUUUGUCAAGUCAUGGAGCUUGAAAGUUCCUUAAGUCUCAAAAAGCAAGAACAUGAAGCUCUCAUCUCAUCCUUCUCGAGUCAGCUGGCUUCUUUGCAAAAGCAAGUCCAUCUCCUAGAAAGAGAAAUCAGGAUUAAGCAUGGGGAUCUUGAAAAGGAGGAGGAAAAGAUUAUUAAAGCUCAUCUUGAGAGUUUUGUCCUCCGCAGAUGUUUAUGUGACAUGAAAGAUGGCAACUUGAGUCUAUCUGGAGAAUGUCAGAAUCUUCUAGAAGAACUUAAAUGCAGAGAGAAAAGGAUUUCUGAACUUAUCGACAAGGACUUCAUGCAAAAGAAAGAGCUAACUUUGUUAUCAAGUCGGGUUGAGAUCCUAAGGGGCAUAAUUCAUUCGUUAUUCGAUGUACUCAACAUUGAUAUGAAAAAUGGUAGCAUGGACAACUGUACAGAGGAAGUACAUUUGCAAAUUAUUCUGGAUGAAGUUCGGAACUUGCUGAGUUCUGUUUCAAAUGCUCGAGAUGAAAAUCAAUGCCUUCACCUUGAGGUAGUCAACCUUGAGAGCAAGUAUCUGACACUCCAAGAUCAGCACUCUAAUCUAGAGAGGGAGAAAAAUUCAACAGUUUGUCAAGUCAUGGAGCUUGAAAGUUCCUUAAGUCUCAAAAAGCAAGAACAUGAAGCUCUCAUCUCAUCCUUCUCGAGUCAGCUGGCUUCUUUGCAAAAGCAAGUCCAUCUCCUAGAACGAGAAAUCAGGAUUAAGCAUGAGGAUCUUGAAAAGGAGGAGGAAAAGAUUAUUAAAGCUCAUCUUGAGAGUUUUGUACUCCGCAGAUGUUUAUGUGACAUGAAAGAUGACAACUUGAGUCUAUCUGGAGAAUGUCAGAAUCUUCUAGAAGAACUUAAAUGCAGAGAGAAAAAGAUUUCUGAACUUGGGCAUGAGGUUCUCACAAAAAAGAAAGAGCUAGCUUCAUUAUCUAGUCAGAACGAGAUUCUAAGGGAGAAAAUUCAUUUGUUAUUAGAUGCGCUUAACAUUGAUAUAAAAAAGGGUAGUAUGGAUGACCGUACAGGUGAAGUAUAUUUGCAAAUUAUUCUGGAUGAAGUUAGGAACUUGCUUAGUUCUCUUUUAGAUUGUCAAGAUGAAAAUCAAUGCCUUCAACUCGAGGGAUUGGUUCUUGCUACCCUCAUGAAGCAAAUUGGAUUCGAAAAAUCUCAUCUUCAUCAUGAGCUAGAAAUUCAAACGAAGGAAUUAUUAGAUUUGGCAAGUGAGAAGCAUGAAAUCUUGGAGAUGAACAAACAAUUGAAAGAAGAAAAUAAUUUCUUUUUCUCACAGGUAGAAAUUAUCACACACAGUUUGGAAACACUACAAGUAAAGUAUUCAGAGCUGGAGGAGAGGAACUUGAAUCUAGAGAGUGAGAAAGACUCAGCAUUUCAUCAAGUAUCGGAGCUAGAAAGCUCAUUGAAAUUAGAAAAACAUCAGUAUCACGCUCUCAAAAGCCAACUCAGUGUCCUGCAAAAAGAAAAUCAGGCUAAAGAAGUUGACUUUGAAAUGGAACAGCAGAAGACCAUGACUGCUUUGCUUGAAAUGUUUAUCUUGCAGAGAUGCUUAAAUGACAUGAAAGAAGAAUAUUUGAUACUCUCUGUCGAAUGUCAGAACCUUCUAGAAGCAUCUAAAUGUUCGGAUAGGCUACUUUCUGAACUCAAGCAUGACCAAACUGUCCAGAAUGAAAGUAAUGAUAAACUAAGGAGUGGGAUUCUUGUAAUGUUGGAGGAAUUUAAUAUAAAUAAUGACUGUGGAAGAGUAAUUGAUGGAAGCAAAGAUGAAGUGCUAGUGCAAACUCUUCAAGGUGAAAUCAAGUCCAUGCUGAGUUCCCUUUCAAAUUCUCGGGAGGAAAGCCAAUGUCUUCAUCUUGAGAUAUCAGUUUUUGCUACCCUCUUAAAGCAAAUUGGGCUAGAAAAGGAUGAAGCUUUAAAGAUGAAUGAAGAAAUGAAGGUUGAAAAUAUCAGUUUGCUUGAAGAGAAUCAGACUUUGUCAAAGAGAUCUUAUGAACUGAAGGAGAAACUUGAUAGAGUGGAGGGAGAAAACAGUGACAUUUUAGCUGAGCUUUUGGCAUUGGAUCACCUCUUUAUUUUCUUCAAGGCUCUCAGUGUAGAGAGAGGAUUAAAUCUGAAAUUGUCAAGUAAUAAUAUGUGCCGUAACCUUUCUGUUAAAAAUGGCCUAGACAAGGAGAUCAGAUUAUUAAACCAAAGAAUCCUGGAGUUUGAAAUGGAAGCCAUGAAUCUGAAGGAAUUGGCCCUUCUUCAAGAUUUUGAGAUGAAUAUGGCGAGCAAUUUCUAUGAAGAAAUUAAUCUUCAACUUGAAGCUACAGAGAAUGAUUUGUUUGAAGCUCGGCAAGAGAAUGCAUUAUUAUGUCAAAAACUUGAUGGUAUUAACAAGGAUUUUGAUAAUGCAAUGGCGAGAAGUAAAAAGUUAGAGAAAGAGAUUAAAGCUUUAUCAUCUGAUGUUGCUUCUAAGGACAAGGAGACCACAGAUGUUAUAGAAAUAAAUAUACUGCUUCACAAGGAACUUGAUAGGUCAAAUCAGGACAUUGCAGUACUUAGAAGAAGGGAAGAGCAUCUGUCCUCUGAACUUCAAAAAGGAACUAGUGAGAUUCACAAAUGUGAAGGUGAAAUUGAAACAUUAUUAAAGGACAUCCAAAUCUCAACAGUUAACAGUGCAAUAUUUGAAGAGAAGAUACUUGAGUUGAUAGUAACAUGUGAGAGCCUUGAGAUUCUUUCAACUCUACAGAUGGAGAUGCUAUGUGAGGACAUUGCAUUGAAAAAUGCUUGUAUUGAUGAGUUCGAAAGAAAACUCAGAGACCUUGAAGGACAACAUAAUGCACUAAAGGCUAACUUCAAUGCUCAUUUACCCAUGUUGAUGACUUUGUUUGAUGGAAUUGCAUGUUUAGAAGCACACAUCCUUUCCCUAGCAAAGCUUGUAGGAAAACAGGAAAUCCCUCCAUGGUUUCCACGAUUCCCAGAAAUACAAAAGGAUGAUGUCGCUUCAGAAACUUCUGAGACAAAGAAAAGCAGUAACCGAACAAUUAUGAAAAUCACAGAUUUACAGAAAUUGAUUGCAAAACUAGAAGCACUUCAAAAUGUGAUAAUAGACACCAAAAAUCUCGUAGAGCAAGAAAGGAUGGAUUCUAAAGCUAAAAUAGAGGCUACAAGGAAAGAGAUUGAAGAGCUGAAACUAAAAGAUGAAAUCUCUAAGGAGAAGUAUGGGCAGAAAAUGAAAGACAUCCAGCUGGACCAAGUGUCAAGAUCUGACAGGCCAAAUAAGAGCGAGAAUUCUGAAUCCGAUGAUCAAAUGCUUGAACUAUGGGAAACUGCUGAAAUAGACGACAUUGAAGCCAUUGAAGAAGUAAAGAGCGAAUAUCCUUCAUCUGAACUUAUUGCUGAGAAAGAAUUUAGUAUAGAUAAGCUCGAAGUAUCCACAAGAGUUAACGAAUCAUCUCUUCGACAGUGGAACAAGAAGUUCAUUCAGAAGCUUGAUUCUGAUGCUCGAAGGCUUUCGGUUGCACAAAGAAGCCUACGAGAACUCAAGACCAAACUUGAGAGUACAGGGAAGAAAAAACAUGCAAAAUCAUCGGAGUAUGAUAAUCUCAAAGUCCAGGUGGCAGAGACUGAGGCUGCUAUUCUAGAACAAGUUGAGGUCUAUGAGAAAUUGAAGAAGAGGGUUGAGGAUGAUUUUGAAUCUUCGAAUGCUGUGAUUUGGGAGAAGGAGAGGAGGCGAAUUUCGGAGGAGGCAAGGAAAGGGUUGGAACAGAUUGACAACUUGGAGUUGGAGGUUGAAAAGAUUGAGUACGUAUUCCUCAAGGUUGAAGAAGAGGAGGAGAAGAGAAUUGGAUGUGUUGAUAGGAGAUCUAGCAUUCUUCUGAGUGAGUAUAUCUAUGGCAAGAAAAAAGACAAGGGGAAGAGAAAAGGUCCCUUUUGUAGGUGCAUGAGGCCUAAAACGAAGGGUUAGUACUGACUAUUUACGACUUUGGAUCAUGGUUUUAUUUUUUCGCCCGGGAGAGAAAAGCAAAACUAUUUGAAAGAGGUAUUUUCUAGAAUUUGAAAAUUAUUCAUCUAUGGAUAUUAUUAUUUGCUUUCAUCAUGUGUUCCUAAUUGUUGUGUUUAGGGAAACUGUAUAUGUCAUUUAGUGAGAUGGACAUUUUAUGUUUUCUUUUGAAUUUUUUUUGUUUAUAUUUAAUCCUUGGUAGAUGUUUCAUGGUUA
Messenger RNA from Asparagus officinalis (garden asparagus), 7885 nucleotides. Its product is annotated as protein NETWORKED 1A-like. Bases 590 to 7633 code for a protein of 2347 amino acids. Gene Ontology annotation, cellular component: plasma membrane. NCBI's taxonomy places the organism in Eukaryota, Viridiplantae, Streptophyta, Magnoliopsida, Asparagales, Asparagaceae. The transcript is spliced from 10 exons. The record is from RefSeq and is a predicted model, not a curated record. Gene Ontology annotation, molecular function: actin filament binding.